This is a messenger RNA of Sesamum indicum (sesame), 2372 nucleotides long. RefSeq names its product glucuronidase 2 (gene GUS2). NCBI's taxonomy places the organism in Eukaryota, Viridiplantae, Streptophyta, Magnoliopsida, Lamiales, Pedaliaceae. Gene Ontology annotation, molecular function: beta-glucuronidase activity. Gene Ontology annotation, cellular component: membrane; plant-type cell wall. The record is from RefSeq and is a predicted model, not a curated record.
UGAACUUGUAGGGGCAUAGUGUUCUGGUGAAGGUAAAGUUCGAGAUAUGGAAAAGAUUAACAUGACUUCAAGUCAAGUUUAAUCAUGAAAAUUGGAAUCCCAGCAAAUAAUUGGACUUUUGUCCAGACAAACUAAUCUUAUUUUAUUUCCAAAUCUUUUUCACGAAAGCAUUACAACUGUGUUAGUAUAGCAAACCCCUUUUCCGUUUCAUGCGCCUGAUGCCGACUCUCAGAAACUCCUGCAAAAUUUAAGAAAUCUGAGACCAACCCAUUUUAGAAAAACACCUUUUUUAGUUAUUCUUUCGUUGUAUAUUUGGCAUCUAAAACCCAAGAAAGAGUUGAAACCAAGAAAACAUCAUUCUUUUAGCUGGCUAUUGUAGCUCGGGAUUGGAAUUGGGCUUCAUUAUUGCCAUCAAUGGAGAACGUGUGAUUUCUGAGUGGGGUUAUUGAUUCUCUUGAAGCAUAUGGAUGUAUGUCAUGUGGCAGGAGCAGUGGACUUGAUUCGGGUUUUUUUUUCCUUUUUUCUUGUUUUAGUCUAUUUGAAUUGGUUGAGUUGCCAGUGAAGUUCUUCUUGUUCAUGAACCAAUGAGAUUUCGGACCUCACUGUUGGUGUUUCUAGCGUUUCUUCCUGCAUUUUUGGGGCAGAAAUCUGAAGAGGCAAGAGUUGUCAUCGACACAAGUACAACGGUUGCUGAAACGGAUGUUAACUACAUAUGCGCCACCAUUGACUGGUGGCCUCAAGAUAAGUGUAACUACAAUAGAUGCCCCUGGGGAUCAUCAUCUGUGAUAAAUCUUGACCUAUCUCACCCUUUUCUAAGCAAUGCUAUUCGAGCUUUCAAGAAUUUGAGAAUUAGAGUUGGUGGUUCUUUGCAAGACCAAGUACUGUAUGAUGUCGGAAAUUCAACAUCUCCUUGUCAUUCAUUUAGGAAGGAGAAAGGUGGGUUGUUUGGAUUUUCUAAGGGAUGCUUAAGUAUGAAGAGGUGGGAUGAGCUGAAUAACUUUUUCAAGAAGACGGGAGUUCUUUUGACUUUUGGCCUUAAUGCUCUAAACGGGAGGCACCAUAUUCGAAAAGGAGUUUGGGGCGGAGAUUGGGAUUCCAGAAAUGCUCGUGACUUUAUUAGAUACACUAUAUCCAAGGGAUACCACGUUGAUACUUGGGAAUUUGGUAAUGAGUUAUGCGGCAAGGGGAUUGGUGCUAGUGUUGGUGCUGAACAAUAUGGAAAAGAUUCAAUCCGUCUAAAUGCUAUGAUUGCUGAACUGUAUGGAAAUUCCCUACCAAAAUCUCCUCUCUUGGCACCGGGAGGGUUCUAUGAUAAGUUGUGGUUUGAUAAGCUGCUUCAAGUCUCAGGUGAAAGCGUGGUCAAUAUUGUUUCACAUCAUAUGUAUACUCUCGGACCAGGAAAUGACCGAAACAUCAUGAAUAAAAUCCUAAAUCCUGACCACUUGAACAAAGCAUCAUAUGUAUUUAGCAAUGUGAGGACAACCAUUCAAGCAAACAGUGCUUGGGCUUCUGCUUGGGUCAGUGAAUCGGGAGGAGCCUACAACAGUGGUGCUAAGGACAUAUCUAACACGUUCGCGAACAGCUUCUGGUAUCUGGAUCAACUUGGAAUGGCAGCUACAUAUGACACCAAAGUUUAUUGUAGGCAGACUCUGAUUGGUGGAUUCUAUGGGCUCCUGAACAAAACUACAUUUGUUCCUAACCCUGAUUAUUACAGUGCACUUCUCUGGCAUCAACUUAUGGGAAAAGGAGUGCUGGCUGUUGAAAGCCAUUCACCACCGUAUAUACGCUCUUAUGCUCAUUGUACGAAAGAAAGAGCUGGUAUAACUUUACUUCUGAUCAACUUAAGCAACCGAACUGCUUACAAUGUCGAAGUUGAGUCCAGGAACAUCGCUGAACUGUCCAUGAAAGAUAGAACAGGCACAAAGAGGAAUUCCUUUGUGCAUGGCCUCAAGAGAUCACUCUCAUGGAUCGGAAACAAAGCCUCGGAUGAAAAACUAUCCCGGGAGGAGUAUCACUUAACUCCCGAGAACGGUGAUCUUCAGAGUAAAAUCAUGUUGCUGAACGGGAAGCGGCUUCAGCUGACUGAAACUGGAGACAUCCCAAGUUUGGUUCCAGUCCUCCAAGAUGUGAACUCUCCAUUAAGUAUUUCUCCUUACUCUAUCAAGUUUGUAGUGUUCCCCAAUUUCAGUACUCCAGGGUGUAAGUAGACUGUCAUUCUACAUUUUCUGGGCGAUUAAUGAAUAGCUAGCUAACAAGUAAGAUGCUGGUUUUUUUAUAUUGUACGUGGUCUACAUACUCUGUAUUUUAUUGUAUAAUUCUUGGAAAUGUUAUUUAUUUAUUUUGAAGAAAUGAAAGUGCAAAUGGCUAGUGAA